Messenger RNA from Sipha flava (yellow sugarcane aphid), 620 nucleotides. It is a transcript of the gene mRpL34, whose product is annotated as 39S ribosomal protein L34, mitochondrial. The coding region runs from base 228 to 494 and encodes 88 amino acids. Gene Ontology annotation, cellular component: ribosome; mitochondrial large ribosomal subunit. Lineage: Eukaryota; Metazoa; Arthropoda; Insecta; Hemiptera; Aphididae. Gene Ontology annotation, molecular function: structural constituent of ribosome. The record is from RefSeq and is a predicted model, not a curated record. Gene Ontology annotation, biological process: translation. The transcript is spliced from 2 exons.
AUUAUCAUACUGUCGAACCACGCAAAAACCGAUAGUCCCUAUCAGAUUAGGCGCACUGCACUCGGUCUCGGAAACGAAACGGAAAACCAACGCGAGAACGUGCGAGUCCUCUGACUUGUCGCGGACGUUUUGCCGACCUUGUUCGCAGUUUCCAUUCAUCCGAUCCGAACAAGUAAGCAUUAUUCGCGUACACACGAUCGAUUCCCGUAACUGAUACGCUAGACGAAAUGUCCCUCGCCCAGAUUCUACGCAACGCUUUUCAGAAAUUUGCCGGUGCUACUCCUCGAGUGCCCUCUUCGUCUUCCGGUUUCUUAGCGCCGUCAAACUCGUGGUCCGUGGACUUGAUUCGCACGAAAACGCGUUAUCAUUUUCCCCGGCCCAGCGAAAAGAAACGUAUUAAAAAACAUGGCUGGUGGACGAGGAUGGCCACAUUGGCGGGAAGGAGAACGCUGCAGCGCAGAAUACUCAAAGGCCGAUACGUCCUGAGCCAUUGAUUUUAUUUCGUUGCUCAUGUCUCUUUGUAUAAUAAAUAUAACUAUAAAAAACAUUAGUGUUCGUGCAGCAUCUUGUGCUCAUUAUAUGUGUAUCUUGUAGACUAAUAAAAGAAUAUUUUUUAAUCA